Molecule: messenger RNA, 1770 nt
Organism: Danaus chrysippus (African queen)
Lineage: Eukaryota; Metazoa; Arthropoda; Insecta; Lepidoptera; Nymphalidae
Source: the annotation of a GenBank genome assembly
AUGCCACCUAAAAAGAAGCCACCCAAAACAAGAGAAGAAAUAUUAGAACAAAAACGAAUAGCUGAACAAUUGAGAUAUCAACGCCUUAAAAAUGACCCUCAAAAACUAGAAGAAAUGAAAGAAAAAGAAAGGCUGAAAUACCAAAAGAAGAAAGAAAAAGGGAGCAUAAAAUUGGUUAAGGAUAUGAGUCGUCGCGAGCAUAAGGCUGCUAAAAAGACUUGGAAAGAGCGCUGUACUAAAUAUCAUUCUACUACUGGCCCAACAUUAGAAUGUCCGGCGCCAUUAAGGUCGUCAGAAAAUGCAUUAGUUGAGGCAAGAAAGAAACAGGCUAGAAAGAAACGUGCAAAGAUAUUGAAAGAUAAAGACAAUAAGAUUCAACAAUACAAACAGAAAUUGGAAAAAUAUAAGAAAAGAUUACAACGGUUGGAACAAAAACUUAAUAAAAACGGUAAAAAAGAUGAGACACCUAACACAAAACUAACACGAAUGUGUGUCACUCCAUCAACUCGCAAAGACGUUGUUAAGAAGGCACUUUUUGGGGAAGUAUUAAAUAAACAAUUAAAAGAAAACUAUGCAGGAUUACAAACACAAAAAGAGAAACAUAUUUUCGGAAAAGUUAUAUCAGGUGAAUUGGUUGAAAAAUAUAAGUUAUGGAGGAGCCAAGAAAGUGUGGUGUCCUAUAAGAGGCUUCAGAAAAUUAAAAAUCUAUCAUUAUUACCCACAACACGGACUCGACUACCACUUAUUGCAUCCGAACAUAUGAAGAUAGUACAAAAUUUUUAUGAAAAUGAUGAUAAUAGCAGAAUUGGUGCAGGAAAACGGGAAUGUGUAACCAAGAACAGAGUCAAAAAGCAAAAGAGAUACUUGCUAGAUACAUUGACCAAUUUGUACCAGAAAUUUAAGAGUAAUCACUCAGGUCUAAUCAGUUAUCAGACAUUCUGUCGUUUGCGUCCAUUCUGGGUGGUAACACCCAAAAUAAAUGAACGGGAUACAUGCCUUUGUAUCAGACACGCAAACAUUGAUAUGAAAUUAUCUGCCUUGUACUGCCGGAAGAUUUUGCGCUACGAUAAUCAUAAUAAAUUGCUUGAAAAAACUUGCUGUAAUCGUUAUGAUGAGCAAUGUUUAUCUCGGGAAUGUCAGCAUUGUUUCAAUAAGAAUCCUGAUUACCAAGAGUUUGAUGAUAGCAAGCCUAUAGUGUAUAAAAAAUGGAUAGCUGAGAAACAAGAUUACAAAGAUCCAAAGUUAAAUAAAGUACGAUCUAUAACAAAAUAUGUGAAAAAGAAAAUUACGGUUAGUCCUCGUGAAUUAAUACAAGAACUACACGAUGAACUGGAUGCGUAUUAUAACCACGAAAGAAACAUAUUUCAUCAGUACACAGCUAUCAAAGAGUUAAAAGAGAAUCUUAAUGAUAAUGAAGUUGUUAUACUCAUGGACUUUUCAGAAAAUUACUGUACCAAGUACAGUGAGGAGAUACAGGCCUAUCAUUUUGGAGGUUCUAGACUUCAGCUUAGCCUUCAUACCGUGGUAGUUUACACUAAAAAUGCCUUAAAAUCCUAUUGUACUGUUUCCCAAAAUACUACACACUCACCUGCUGCUAUUUGGGAACAUUUGAAGCCUAUUUUUAGAACUUUACCAUCGCAUAUUACCGGCAUUCAUUUUAGAGUGGCCAUGGCAAGAGUGCCGCAGAUGGUAUUGGCGCCACGUGCAAAAGAUCUGCUGAUGCUGUCGUUGCUGCAGGAGGAGAUAUCGAUAGUUUGGAAUCUUUUAUAG